Coffea arabica (coffee) is the source of this 3633-nucleotide messenger RNA. RefSeq lists its product as uncharacterized. The record is from RefSeq and is a predicted model, not a curated record. Lineage: Eukaryota; Viridiplantae; Streptophyta; Magnoliopsida; Gentianales; Rubiaceae. Gene Ontology annotation, molecular function: protein binding.
UCGAGGUUCAGUCGCCCAGGUGCUUCAAAAAUCCGGCACCCGCUCUCUCCUCCUCCUUUCCCACCUUCGUCGGCCUCUUUUGAUUCCAUGAAGCUUGAUUUCUAUCAAGAAAGCUAGAGCCCACAAAGGCAUGCCCGCCAAGGCCUUUGCUUCAAAGCGGCUUGGCUUCAACCUCAGUUCAAUCCCUUGUAAGUCUUCUCCCCAUUUCUUGAUUCAUUGCCCCUUUUCAGCUCUCCCAAACCCACUUUCUGAAACUGAAGGAUCCCGCGAAAAAGAUGAUCUUUCCAUUGAUUCCCCCAAUGCUUGCAAAGUUUUUAAGCCACCCCAGAAAGUUACAGGUGAAUUUAGAGUUGAGCAGCCCCCAAUUUCUCAUAAGCUGUUUAAAUAUGCUCAGAAAUCGGGUUCUUAUAAAAGGGGUGAUUCCACAUUCUAUUCGCUUAUCGAGAACUAUGCUAAAAAUGGGGACUUUAAGUCUUUGGAAAUGGUUUUUGGUAGAAUGAAAAGUGAAAGGAGAGCUUUUGUAGAGAAGAAUUUUAUAGUAGUUUUUAGGGCUUAUGGAAACGCCCAUUUGCCGGAAAAGGCGCUAGAGUUGUUUGAUAGAAUGGUGGAUGAGUUUCACUGUAAAAGAACUGUAAAGUCUUUUAAUUCUGUUCUCAACGUAAUAAUUCAAGAGGGUUUAUAUUAUCGUGCAUUGGAUUUUCAUUCUUAUGUUAUUAAUAAGAAGGGUAUUAGGCCGAAUGUUUUGACUUUUAAUUUAGUUAUUAAAGCAAUGUGUAAGGCAGGGUUGGUCGAUAGAGGAGUGGAGACAUUUAGGGAAAUGCCAUCUUGGAAAUGUGAACCGGAUGUUUUUACUUAUUGUACUUUGAUGGAUGGGUUGUGCAAGGAAGAUAGGAUUGAUGAGUCGGUGGCAUUGUUGGAUGAGAUGCAAAUAGAGGGUUGUUUUCCGAAUCCAGCAACAUUUAAUGUGUUGAUCAAUGGGCUUUGUAAAAAAGGUGACUUGGCUCGAGCAGCAAAGCUUGUGGAAAAUAUGUUUCUUAAAGGUUGUAUUCCAAAUGAAGUUACUUAUAAUACUCUUAUACAUGGUUUAUGCCUUCAAGGGAAAUUGGAUAAGGCAAUUAGUUUGUUGGGUAGGAUGGUAGCAAAUAAAUAUGUUCCCAAUGAUGUUACAUAUGGGACUAUUAUCAAUGGCCUUGUUAAGAAAGGAAGAGCUGUUGAUGGUGCAGACGUCCUGAUGGCCAUGGAGGAAAGGGGGCAGCAGGGAAAUGAUUACAUUUACUCAACACUUAUUUGUGGGUUGUUCAAGGAGGGGAAAUCUGUAGAGGCACUGAAUAUGUGGAAGCAAAUGAUGGAAAAAGGAUGGAAACCGAAUACAGUUGUUUAUAGUGUUCUUAUAGAUGGUUUAUGUAAGGAAGGAAAACCUUUUGAAGCUAAGGAAGUUCUUUCUCAGAUGGUUAAUAUAGGUUGUGAACCAAAUGCAUAUACCUAUAGCUCCUUGAUGAAGGGAUUUUUCAAAAAUGGCAAAAGUGAUAUGGCAAUUCUAGUAUGGAAAGAAAUGAGAGAGAGAAAUUGCCCCUAUAAUGGAGUUUGCUACAGCGUACUUAUUCAUGGACUCUGUGAGGAUGGGAAGCUGAAGGAGGCAAUGAUGUGGGGGCAGAUGUUGGGUAAAGGAUACAACCCUGAUGUGGUCGCUUAUACCUCAAUUAUAUAUGGCCUGUGCAACAAUGGUUCAGUAGAGCAGGGCUUGAAACUUUUUAACGAGAUGCUUUGUAAGCAUUCUGAUUCUCAACCUGACAUAAUCACUUAUAACAUACUUCUUACUGCUUUGUGCAAGCAAGAUAGGAUUACCCGUGCCAUUGAUCUCCUGAAUAAUAUGUUAGAUAGAGGAUGUGAUCCUGACACUGUGACAUGUAACAUUAUUUUGACAAUUGUAAAGGAGAAAAUAAAUCCAUCUCAGGAUGUGACAGAAUUUUUGGAUGAGCUAGUUUUACGGCUGUACAAGCGACAAAGAAUUGCUGGAGCAUCCAAAGUCAUUGAAGUGAUGCUUCAAAAGUAUCUUCAUCCCAAAGCAUGCAAUUGGGAACUUAUUAUUCAAGAGUUGUGCAAGCCAAAGAAGAUUCAUGCAGCCAUCAACAAGUGUUGGAAUAACUUGUUUGGCUGAUCUGAGGGGGGUUAUUCAGUUGGCCGAUGGUCUAAAGCUUCUGGGCUGUGUGAGAGACUUUUGUGAAAACACUCUCCUGUGUUUCAGAGUAUGCCAUAUGCCUCCAAGCUGAAGAUUAUGGAGAUAAGAGGUUGUUCAAGAGAAAUUUGCAGGCCUUGUAUUUUCCUGGUGAAGAUUCCUGAUUUGAGCUUGGUUUUUGGCUGGGAUUAUGGCUAGUACUAAAAGCCAUACAGAAGGAGGAAAGGACUUAUAAGAUGCAACCAAAAUCCAGUGAAGAAUAAAUUCUUUGUGAAUGAUCAAAGAAUCCCUGCUGAAAAAGUGCAUAAUUUCUACUGGCAUGAGGAGGGAGAUGAGGCAUGCAACGGUUCUCCUCGAUUUUGUUGAAGGUAUUAGAACAUCAGAAGGAAAGGAAAGGACUUAUAAGAUGCAACCAAAAUCCGGUGAAGAAUAAAUUCUUUGUGGAUGAUCAAAGAAUCCCUGCUGAAAAAGUGCAUAAUUUCUACUGGCAUGAGGAGGGAGAUGAGGCAUGCAACGGUUCUCCUCGAUUUUGUUGAAGGUAUUAGAACAUCAGAAGGAAAGGAAAGGACUUAUAAGAUGCAACCAAAAUCCGGUGAAGAAUAAAUUCUUUGUGAAUGAUCAAAGAAUCCCUGCUGAAAAAGUGCAUAAUUUCUACUGGCAUGAGGAUGGAGAUGAGGCAUGCAACGGUUCUUAUUGAUUUUUUGAAGGUAUUAGAACAUCAGAAAUCGCCUAUAUUGGUAAUAAUUGUAUUGCUCCCUCUAACAAAUUGAGUACGACCACCCACCCCGGCGUUAUGAACCGAAGAAGAAGAGGGAAAAUUAGAUAAGAGAGACGAGCUUGUUAGUCACUGUUUGAAAUAUUAUGUACUUCCUAGUUCAGUAGCGCUCGGGAUCCUGAAGGAUGCUUUUAUGGUGGGCACAGAGUUACUGUCCCUUUGAGGGCAUUAACAAGUAAAAGAAUAUUUCUUAUUCUUCGGAGCAACUGUAGCAUAUCUCAUAAUGGGAAACCGAAGACAAAAGGGCCAGAGGUGUAUCAUGCGGAGGAUGCUGAUUGUUUUGUAUACUAUUGCAGAGAACAAGGCCUCUUGAAUUUGCCUAAUACAUCCUUGAAGUGCCUUAAUUUCGUCAACCUCAUUGCAACCUUGCUGAGGUGGAACCAAGAAGUUCAGGCAAAUCUUAGUGAAGUUUCUUCGUAUUGAUUUUGGCAGAUGUACAUUUUCUAAAAGCUAACUUUGUAUUAGAAUAUUUAGGGAGCUGAUUAUGAAAUUACAGCUGUAGUGUGGUCAUUUAUGGCCUAGAAUUUCAGAAACUUUGUUGAAGCUCAACCUCCCACAAAGGAUGAGCUCUUGUAGUAAGAAAGCUAAGGUCAGAACAAGGCUGAACCAGAAUAUAAAGCAAUUGUGCUCUCUUUCUCCCUCUUUGCACGAGUUCAAAUAUGAGAUACUCGGUUCGAUUCAA